Molecule: messenger RNA, 909 nt
Organism: Orbicella faveolata
Lineage: Eukaryota; Metazoa; Cnidaria; Anthozoa; Scleractinia; Merulinidae
Product: probable E3 ubiquitin-protein ligase HERC1
Source: RefSeq, a predicted model, not a curated record
AUGAAUUCUGUGCAACUACACUGUCUGGACCACUUUGAUGGUUCAUGGUCGAGGGAAGAUGUGGAGACGUUGGCUACAAGACAAGGUGUUGUUUUACUUCACCAAAAGCUUCUUAACAACAAGGAAGUUCCUCCAACACCGCAUGUUCCUAUACAGAUUCGAGGCCCCGAUCUUCCGGAGUAUGAACGGGGACUGGCCAGCGUUUCUUCCGAGGAUCAAGAUAAAUUUCUAAAUGACAUUUUAUACAGCCAGUUAUCACUUGCACGCAAUGUUUGCGCCAGUUCUCCUUUUCAUUCUGCUUUACGUCGUAGACUUCAAGUGUUACAGAGGAUAUUUUCCGCUUUAUCAAACAAAUUUCACAAGUUCUCGUCACCAAAAUCAGCCUCAUCUUCAAAGAAUAAUUCUCGGGAUAAUUCCACGAGUUUAACGAAACUUGCAGCCGCAGAAACGAAAGAUGCUUCCGCGGUGCUAAUAGAAAUGGGUGUUAAAACCGGGAUGUCACUUUUAUUUGCUUUAUUGCGUCAGUCCUGGCAACUUAAUCAUGGACAGCUGUGUAAUGAUGUACUGUUAACUGCAUCAGAUGUUUUGUCUGCUAUUCCUCCACUUGCUUUGGCACAAGAGUCAAAAAUUCCUGAGAUGGGACAAGAUUGCUUGAACCAGAUCACAGCAUUUCUUAGGGGAGUUGUGUCUCCAAGCUCAGCAGCUGAUAAUGUUGGAAGACAGCUUGCUUGUGAAUUGCUUUUAAGAAUUAACACCCUGAGAGGGUCGUUGAAAUAUCUGUUGGAGUGGAUUGAAAUGGCUCUUAGCGUUUCAUACGAGGUUAAGGAACCUGGUGUUCCAAAUGGGAUCUCAUCAGCUUGUAUCUGUGACAUUCUCAUUCAAAUCAGGAAAUCUGCAGUAAGUACAUAA